Exophiala xenobiotica is the source of this 3483-nucleotide messenger RNA. RefSeq lists its product as uncharacterized. Lineage: Eukaryota; Fungi; Ascomycota; Eurotiomycetes; Chaetothyriales; Herpotrichiellaceae. The transcript has a single exon. The coding region runs from base 365 to 3196 and encodes 943 amino acids. The record is from RefSeq and is a predicted model, not a curated record.
CACGCCGUCAGUCAUCUCCAAACCCAACCCAGCCUCCCACGACAGCUUCACUUCUUCCUGGAACCUCUUAUCUUCCUUGCGACCCUUCUUGCUUCAUUUCCUCCAGUUUCCGCCAGGUCUGUCUUUAUCAUUCUCUUCCUGUACACCUUUUCCCCCUUGGUCGCAUUACCCUAGGGGUUCGUGGCAAGCUCGAUAGCCUGCUGAAGCAACACCAUCCUUCACCAACCAGCGCACUCCUUCUCCGCCGUUCGUUCACUUUCCACAUUUCGCCCCCCGUUGCUUCGAACUUUUAGACUUGAUGGCAUAGUCGUGCCAUAUUCCAUUGAAUUCAUCUUGCCUCGAUACACCUUUCGAAUUAAACAUAAUGGAGCCCACGAGCCCAGAAUCUCAGGAUAUCGACAUGAACUUCCAACCGGAUUGCGACCAAGUCUACCCCGAACCGCCUCCUCGUCUUGCGGCUCGUAUCUACCGUAAAUCGAGUGCUCGCCGGAAAUCCUCGGCCAAUUCCUCCCGCCGAAGUUCACUCUCCUCGAUUCACUCCCACUCCUCCAACCGGUCUAGCCAUGGCGGUCCUGCCAGCACACACAUUGCUCAACAUCUACGGCGGGCCUCGAUCAUCGAAAGUCGAAAGGCCCGACUGGCAGACAGAGCGGCCCAUGCGGAACAAGUCAGAUUGAGGGCAGCAGCCGCCAAAGCUGCUCGAGGAGUCUCAUACAGCGAAGAGAAGGCCUUGGCCGCACAAGCCGCUCGAGAGAAGAUGCUGGCUGAAAUCACGGCCCGAUGUGAAGAAGAAGUCCGACGGGCUAAGAAGAUCGCUGAAGAGACAAAAGAGCGGAAGGCUGCCGAGCUGGCCAAGCUCAAGGAGGAGAUGGCAGAGAAAUUCGCAGAGGCAGCGCGGAGGAAAUCCAUCUAUCAGCAAGGCAUGCGGAGACCGAGAACGACUUCUUUGGCCUCUGUCGAGGAAAAGAAGGUGUCUCCUUCGGCCCUGAAACAAUCCAGUCGGGGUUACGCCGCGAAAGUCAUACAGCGAGCAUGGAGAUCCUACCGCAGCCACAAGAUCACGACCGACUUUGCUGCCCUAGAGCUGGAUUUGAACCGCGCCCGGACGCUAUCUUUCGAGGAUCUAACGAGGCUCCUCUCAACGGACAAGACUACAGCCAUGACCACACGGCUGUUGAAACACAUUGGAGUGUUAGAAGACGGACAAGAGCAUGCGGGAGCCGUCCGUAUCUUCUUGAGUGCAUACCUGAUUUUGUCACACCCAGUGCAGGCCCUCAGCCACGGUGGCAAUCAACCCCAUGAACAAGAGUUGAUGACCAAGGCCAGUGCUUUGGUCGGAGCGUUCGAAUCACAUAUGAAGAUCAAGGCGCCUAAGUCACGGCGAGAUACGUCGACCACCACCAGAGAUGCUCUGUGCUUCGCCUUUAACGACUUUUCGGCCACUUUCCAUGCGUGGAAGAGCCAGGACAUGGGUGUAUUGGUGGACAUUAUGGUCAACUCCUUUGUCAACCUUGACCUCAUCUUGCAGGCGACCAAAGAUGAUCAGGAAGGGCAUGUUGCGCAGGACUACCUGGAUGCAGUCAGACAAGAACAGAUCAAAUUGUUGGCCAGGCUGAAAAGGCUGGCCGGACCAGAGGAAGCUCUGUCAAGGGUGAGAACAGCUGUCAGAAAGGCUCGAAAGCAACGAGUCGCCGAACAGCGUCCAGAUCGUAUCGACCAAGUCCCACGGGCAUCAACGCCUGUCAAUGACAGUAGCAUGACCGUACACGGAGCUCCCAUCACACCUCCUGCUACUCCACAGCCUUAUCAACGCGAACGCGACUUGAAAAGUACGACCUUUGCCAAUGACCUUGGUCAAAUCAUGACGGUCCUGCCUUCCAAUCGUGAGAUCGCUCAUGAAAUUUUGAUCAACGGCAGCUUUGAGGUACAGCAACGCCCAUGGACAGAUGCACGGAAGGACUUGAUGAUGUCGCUUCGCUCAAGCAUGCGUAGCAGCAUGCAAGAUGGCAAUAGCGAAGCUGCUGCAACCUGGACUCAUGCCAUGGCAAUACUCAUUCGUGAGAAGGUGAUGAACCUCGUCAGCCGUCGGCAUCCGCUCUACGACAGAUUUGAUGGGAUUUUGGAUCCAACCUUGAUCAGUCAGCAGUGCCGGAAUGGCAUGUUUUCAUACAACGCAUUUUUUGAGACCAUUUCGAGAUUACUUGCACAAAUCUGUUCGCCAGGACGUGACGAGCUCGUCCAGGCUUUUGCGAAUAACACGACCAGCGACACCAUCGACCGGCUGUUUGACGUUAUCAACAUCAUUGAUCUGAUGACUCUGGAUCAUAUCAAUUUUCAAUUCCGGCUGGCUGCGCAGGCUGUCCUUGAGCGCGGUCAUGAGCACGAAAUAGCUUCAUUUGAGAAGGAUCUUCGAGAUGGCGUCCAUACGCUCGAGCGGACGAAACAUUGGUGGUCAAGCUCUAAAGCCAACGUCUCUGCGAACACAAGUGGCAGUGUGGUGUAUGCCAGAGGGUUGACCGAUUUGGUUCUGCGCAAUACUCACCUUUGCCAUCGCGACCUGCCAGAGACCCUACAGCUCGAUUACAUCCGGUUGCUGAAAUGGAGAGCUCGUGCUUUCCAUAUGAUAGCUACAUCUUCCGUUCUUCUCACUACGAAGAUCCGACUAAGGCGCAACCGAGAGUCACUGUGGGCGAAAGACGCAGAACGGUUGAUGUCGUUAGACCUCCUCAGCACCGAUGUUUCCCGCGUCGUCUCAUUGAUCGAGUCAUCUCACAUGAUGCCAGAGACCAUCAAGGAGGGUUUGUCCAACUUUGUGGGUCGAGUCCUGCCUCCUGCUAUUGCUGCGGCCAAGAACGCAGAUACCGCUGAGCGAGAUCGCCAAGAUGCCGUUCAUAGCCAGUCUGACUAUCAUCCUUCGGAAGACGAGCCGACGAUUGCUGGAGACGUUUUCACGGAACAGAUCGCCAGCUUCUUGCUAAAAUCACUGCGCGAACACGUUUUCGCGAGGCUGUCUGCCACCGGGACUGCGGAGCGAGUUCGAACCACCACAAGUGCUGGGGAAAUACUGGCCAGAGCGGGCAUGCCAGAGUUUUUGGAAGAGGUCAAUCUUCUCGUCGAUGCGCUUGACAGGAUUCGCUCCGUCGAUCUUAAAGCUCAUGGCAAAUGGUACGAUCAGGUCGCUGCCGAAGUUUCAUGAUUGACGACUGCAUUGGAUUGUUAGUGAUGCAAAAUGAGACAGGUUGUGGUUACUACUGGCGCAUGUUUGAGCAGUUGGCGUCUGUUGCGGGACGAUGUAUUGAGGGCCCUGUUCGUGUUCGUGACUGUUCUGCAUCCCUGGACUUCGUAUGUCUCAUGAGAUUUGCGCAUACUGUGUACACACAUACACGACCACCGUGAUGACGGGGUUUGAUUGACGACGAUGAUGAUAUGAUGAACUGAUACAUCCAAGCAUGACUUGCAAUACUAUAUACUCCGCACUUUGUA